Molecule: messenger RNA, 2139 nt
Organism: Huiozyma naganishii CBS 8797
Lineage: Eukaryota; Fungi; Ascomycota; Saccharomycetes; Saccharomycetales; Saccharomycetaceae
Gene: RGD1
Product: GTPase-activating protein RGD1
Exons: 1
Coding region: 1-2139 (712 amino acids)
Biological process (GO): signal transduction; regulation of GTPase activity
Cellular component (GO): cytoplasm
Source: RefSeq, a predicted model, not a curated record
AUGGACACCAGUGGAGAAAUAGUUCCCGAGCCUCCGCAGCCCGAACAAUCUUUGGAGCAAACCACAGACUCGAGUCAAAAUAGGGCAUCGGGUACCGAUCGAAGGCAGGAUGUGCAACUUCUGGACAAGCCGGAAAUAAUUAAAGUUAUGAACUCUGAUGUGGCAAUCAAUGCUUUGCUAUUCAACUUGAAGCAGUCUUUGCUUACCUGCGAAGAGUUCAUCAAGUUUGUUAAGAAAAAGUGUUUGUUCGAGAAUGACCACGUUAUGGAACUAUCUAAGCAUUAUAAGCACUUUUUUCAGGAAACACAGCAUGUAUCCUCAUUAAAACGCGCAUUCCAUUCCGUUUUGGAGUUUGAUGGGAAAUUGGCUAAGAUUAAACUAAGUUACGUCAAGGCGCUACAAAAAAUGUGUGACGAAGUUAGUUCUUUGCUGUUAACAAUGACAAGGCUGCGGAAAAACGUCAAAGAGGAUAGUAAACGUUUAGAAAGGGAUGUAGUGGACUCCAUUCAUAAUGCAGAAAAGGCCCAAGCUAGAUAUGUUUCCUUGUGCCAAGAUUACGACAAGUUGAAAAUGACAGACCCAACAAAGACGAAAUUAACUUUGAGGGGCUCAAAAACCACAAAAGAGCAGGAAGAAGAGCUGUUACGGAAAAUAGACGGCGCUGAUAUUGACUAUCGGCAAAAAGUUGACCAUUCUAAUUCUUUGAGGGAUAACUUCUUGAAAAGAGAACGACCAAGAAUUGUGGCUGAGUUAAAAGAUUUGAUUCUGGAAAUGGAUACAGCGAUGGCAAUACAACUACAAAAAUAUAGUAUAUACACCGAAACGCUAAUUUUGAACAGCGGUGUUAGUGUAAGCCCUUUUGAAAAGACAAGCCAUUCAAUGAAGAGUUAUGCGUCGUCAGUGAGAAACGAAAAGGAUCUUUACGACUUCCUCAACAAAUAUAACGGUAACGGGAAGAACUCAUUACUGGUCAACAAGAGCUUGAUACCAGUUUCUUAUAAGAAACAUCCAUCCAUGGAACGCUUCAGCGGUGGUGCGAAAAAAUCGUCUCCUAAAUUUGUAGUGGACCCCUCCAGAAACUCGAUACCAAAACGACAAAUAUCUACCCAUGACAGUUCACCAUUUGACAAUCCUACUUCAAACCCCGCAACAUCUCCCAGUAAUUUCUCAUCACCCACUAUGAACUCAUCGUUCAAUGGGCCGAUAAUGUUGAAUUCACCAACUAAUAAUAACAUAAAAAGCGCCACGUCCAAACACACUAAAUCACAUUUGCAGCACCAACCUCUGCCUGCUACACCAGCAUCUUCAUCUAACUCAAUGAUAAAUAACGGCUAUGGAGAGGUUGGGGACAACUACGGGGGAGCUGAUGACAAUGAUGACGCUGGCAAAUCCUUCCAGUCAUUAGAUCCGGGGAAAAGGGAUGCAAGGAUACCUAGUAUACCUGCAACUGUGGAUACCACAGGCACUAUCGACACUGAUAGACCAUUAUCUCAAGUGCAGACAAAUACAACACUUCCACCGGGAAUACAAAGAAACUUGAAAACGUUUGGCGUUCCGCUAGAAAGCUUGAUCGAGUUCGAGCAGGACAUGGUUCCAGCUAUUGUAAGGCAAUGUGUCUUUGUUGUUGAUGAAUAUGGCCUGGAUUUGGAAGGAAUUUACAGAAAAUCAGCGAAUGUGUUGGAUGUCAGCAAACUGAGAGAAAAUAUAGAUAGUGACCCCGCUAACGUUUCAAUGAUAUUACCACCAAAAAAGUUCUCAGAGUCGGAUAUCUUUUUGGUUGGGUCCCUGUUGAAGAUGUUUUUUUCUUCAUUGCCAGAUACCCUUUUACCUAGUUCAAUAUCCCCUGAGGUGCAAACUUGUAUGGCAAUUGACGACCCUGUAAUGAGAAAGAACUACAUGCAUGGCUUGUUGUAUAAGCUACCUGACGCUCAGUAUUGGACAUUGAGAUCAUUGCUAUUCCAUUUGAAAAGGGUCAUAGCGCACGAGGAGAGCAAUAAAAUGAACUUAAAAGCCGUUUGUGUUAUAUGGGGCCCUACCAUUGUUCCACCGAGUAAUGAUGAUGUCAACGAUGUUAAUUAUCAGAUUGCUGCAAUGGAAGUUUUGAUCAAUGUAGCUGAGCAGGCGUUUGAGCCGGAAUGA